CAAGUGCACUCCUCAAUCCCUCGUUGUGCAACUCUGGCAAUGGCCAGUGAAAGUGAUAAAAAGGUGCCUGUGAGUGAGACAAGCUCCGGGCGUAGCAGGUGGCUUGACGGUACAAAUGUGAAAGCGGGCACGCAGGAAGAACCUUCUGAGGUGCCGGUGAAAGCAAAGCCAAAAGUUCCACCUCAAGGCUUGGCAGCAGAUCCAUGGGAGGGCCAGCAACUUCGAGCCGAACCCCAACUUGAACAAGGUGGCGAAGAUCCAUGGGCGAAGUACCACAAUGCCAAGCCGCAAUCGACUGAGGCAGAGUGGCCGUCGUCAACUUGCCGUCGAGGAUUCUCGGAUGAUGGCGAGAGGAGGUCUGUUCGGGAUCCGCGGGAUCCCAAUGACAUCCCUGUGAUUUUCGGCCCGCGAAGCCCCUUUCGACGACCUCGUGGCUUAUUUGAUGUGGAUGAGAGGAUAUCUCAUUGUAUGGCGAGAUUUCUGCGCUAUCGCUCCGCAUAUUUGGGCAAGGAUGAUGACGGCUUUGUGGAGCUGCCAUCGCUCCUAGAGGAAGUGGCAGGAGACCUGCCAGGCACCACUGCAGAAGACCUGCAUCGUGUUGCCCUAAGCAGCGCCAGCAGGUUGGGCAGGCGAUUUGACACGCGAGAAAUCCAGUCAGCAGAUGGCAAGGUGCUCACUUUGGUUCGAGCAGCUUAUCGACAUAUGGACGAUGCGCCGUUUUCAAGAGGAGGACGUCGCAGGGACAUGUUCAGGCAACCUGCUGGGUCUUGGUUGAGCCCAACUGCACAGGAGGUCAAGCGAGACAGGGGACACUUCGUCAUGUCAUCGCCCAGAGAGAGAAAGGAGGACAGAGACAUCCACUAUGAGAUUGAAGAUCAGUUUGCAGCACUGCAAGCAGAUUCGCCCUAUGCUGAUGUCGCGAAGGCACACGCGAGUAAGUCAGAUGCGUCUGCAUCCACAGAAGCUACCUCGUCAUCACAAGAGGAGGUUUGGGAACGUUUUCUUGAGCCGGUGACGUUGAGACCUUGGUUCUGGAACCCCAAGACCGAGGAGGUUCUUUACCCUGACGAGCUGGAAGAUGGCUGGCAGAUGUUCUUCACAGAAGAAGGCCAGAGGUGGUUCUGGCAAGAGGCCACUGGCCGAUACUUUUUUGAGGAAUUGUCGACCGAGGAGUGAGCCUUUAGCAAACUGCAUAACAGCAGUAGACACGGUGCAACAGCAAAACUGUUCCAGCUUUGGUAGGUUGGACACCCUUCCAGCCAGACCAACCGAGAUGUCAAGAUUUCCUUCUUUGCUAUUUGAGAGUGUCAAAUGACACAAGAUGAUGUUCGU
Molecule: messenger RNA, 1332 nt
Organism: Durusdinium trenchii
Lineage: Eukaryota; Dinophyceae; Suessiales; Symbiodiniaceae
Source: the annotation of a GenBank genome assembly